GUUUUCGUUGCAACCCAAAAUACACUACGUCAUUUGAUAUUGUUAUUUCCAGCUACUUCACUAAUAGAAGAGACAUUGGAAUUUAACUGGGCCAUUGUAAUCUAAUCCACUAUCUAGCACAGAGUUGUGCUAAUUGUUCUCCCAAUUCCAGUGUUUUAUAAGUCAGAACAAUUCCCUGGUGCUACUUUCGAGUUCGAAAAUUCAGAAGAGACCUCUCUGUUUUUUUUUUCCUUUUUUGGGUUAAAUGAAGGAGGGAAAUGCCUAGUGUCUUAAACUAAUACCGAUCGUUGAUAGAACACACCAACAACAUCAUGUUGUAACGAUGGUUGAACCACAGGUGGCGAAUCAUUUAACCAAGACAGGCCUCCGGAACUAGCAGCUGCCAAGAAUACAAAAGAGUCAGCAGCAAAAUUCGACUCAUGCUCUACAUUUUACUCACUUUUACCAUUCUACUCACUUUUGUAAGUUUGUGUUCAUCCGUUAUCAUAUUUGCAAAAAAGACAUUCAUGCAUAGCAGACUUUAUCGUUGUGAAUUAAAGAUUCGAACGGGAUACUUUUGUAUAAAUAGCUUCAAAAUAAUUAUUUAAUUUAGAUUUUUAAUUUUAAUUUAAUUUAUUUUUAAAAAUAAAAUUUUAAUUGGACAAUUAUUUCGAGACAGAAGAGUAGAUGGGUGCAUAAGAAUCCCUGUAAUAUCAUGAUUAAGUGGUUAAAACAUUUGCUGGGGACUGCAAUUUAGCAACACAUUGCUAAACCCUAAUUUGUUUAGGGUUUAGGGUUUAGGGUUUAGGGCUUGACAGUUGAGAUGUUAAUUGUCAAAUUUUGUAAAAUUCACCAUUAUGUAAAUAUGUUUUACAGUCGCAUGCCAAUCGCAAAAAUUAAAAAAAAAGAAAAGAAAAAAAAAGCACCAAAGUGGACUGGGGAUGAAGACUUGAAGUCUUGAACCCUUGAAGGAAGUAUAACUGUAUAACAGUAGUACGAAUUCAUUUCGAUUAGGACACAUUCUGUGGAAGAAAUCAGCAGCUAGAAAUGAAGGUUUCCCUGUUUUCAACUGUGGCUAUCUGUUGUUUCUUCCUUCUAUCAGCCAAAUCAAGUUUGAUUCUUCUUCCAGACAGUUUCAUCCAAUGCCUUUCUGAAUAUCAAUUUUCAUCACCAAAUUCCUCUGUUCUGAGUGUAGUUUAUGCCAGAACCAACACAUCCUACCAAUCCAUUUUGGAUUCAGCAAUCCCAAAUUACAGAUUCUUGUCAUCUUCCGCUCCAAAGCCCCUUGCAAUUAUCACUCCUCUGCUUUACUCCCAUGUCCAAGCUACAGUCAUAUGUUCAAGAGAGAAUCGACUCCAGAUUCGAAUCCGAAGUGGUGGUCAUGAUUUUGAAGGCCUUUCUUACAGAUCCCAGGUCCCAUUUAUCAUACUUGAUCUCAGAAACCUGAGAUCAAUUAGAGUUGACAUUGAAAACGAGACUGCCUGGGUUGAAUCUGGCGCAACAAUUGGUGAAUUGUACUAUGCCGUUGCUCAGGAAAGCCCUGUUCAUGGAUUUCCAGCUGGGACGGCUCCGGUUGUCGGCGUUGGCGGGCAUUUCAGCGGUGGAGGAAAUAGCUAUCUGAACAGGAAACAUGGGCUAUCUGCUGAUAACGUUGUCGAUGCGAUUGUCGUUGAUUUUCGCGGCCGAAUUCUAAACAAAGAAUCAAUGGGGAGUGAUUUUUUCUGGGCUAUUAGAGGAGGUGGAGGAGCAAGUUUUGGAGUCAUACUUUCCUGGAAAAUCAACCUCGUUCGCGUCCCGCCGGUAGUCACAGUUUUCAGAUUAGCCAAGACAUUCAAACAAAACGCCAUUGGCCUUGUUCAUAAAUGGCAAUACAUUGCACCUCAUUUGCCAGAUGAUCUCACCAUUGCCGUAGCAAUACAGAGAUUUGGUCCCCUGAGUACUCCGACCGCAACAUUCAACUCAUUGUUCCUUGGAAGAACAGAGGAACUACUGAAAAUGAUGGAAGAAAGCUUCCCUGAGCUCGAAUUGAGCAAACACGACUGCAAAGAGAUGAGUUGGGUUGAAUCAGCUCUUACUUUGUCAGAAUAUCCAGAUCAAUUUAGCAUUGAAGUUAUGAAGAACAGGUCAUACAGCCCAUUUGAUGCUAAUGUUAAGCUCAAGAUAGACUUGGUUCAACAACCUCUGCCUUGUGUAGCUGUUCAACAGUUAUGGAAAUGGUGUUCAGAGGUAGAGUAUCCAAGGCUGCAACUCCAUCCUUACGGCGGAACCAUGGGAAGGAUAUCGGAAUCAAGAAUCCCAUUCCCACACAGAAAAGGUGUUCUGUUUGAAAUCAUGUACAUUGAGUCCUGGUUCAAUGAUGAAGAUGGGAAAGAUUCAGAGAAAUACAUGAAUCAAGUCAGAGGGUUAUACGAGUUCAUGACGCCGUAUGUUCAAAGCAAUCCAAGAGGGGGUUAUGUGAAUGGAAUUGAUCUUGAUUUAGGCACAAAUGGUAAUGAUCCUUGGGGAGCUUCAUAUUCUAAAGCCAAGGCUUCAUGGGGUUCAAUGUACUUCAAGAGUAAUUUUGAGAAGCUAGCAAUGGUUAAAGCCAAAGUUGAUCCAACCAAUUUUUUCUUCUAUGAGCAGAGCAUCCCGCCACUUCUUUUUUCUAGUCCUGAAAGUAGAAAUUGCAGAAAAGGGAACUUUGCUUCUGUUUGACUUGUUAAUUUACAAAAUGUACAUUUUUCUGGAUUUGCGUAUGCAAGACAUGAACGAAUAAACCAUUUCCAGUUUUAUCGUUUUCUUCUCCGAUGGAAUAACAUUUUGCAAAGACAACAAUGAAAUUGUUUAGUAAGGCGUCAAGGCGCUGAAGAAGUUGUAUAACUCUUUGUUAUCGCUCAUAAAUGGUGACACUGUCUGAAUAUGAAGAAGCUAGAAACUAGCUAGCUGGCAUAACUUCUAAGCUUGGUUGAUGAAGCAAAUGCUAACACAUCAACAACAACCAAAAAGAAAAUUCGAAAACAUGCCUCCACAAGUUUUGCCGAUAGCGAUUUCCCAACUUCUAAUGGAUGCGCGCACAUAGAUGUGUAUAUAUAUAAACUAGUGCAAAUUGUUGAAAUCAUAAAAUCGUCUAAUUAACUAAUGGAAACGAUGAAUGUUGCAUUUAUGAUAAUGGUGAUACUGGUUUUUGUGAUGAUGAUUGUUAGUAAAGAAGGUAGUGAUUGGCAGAGGACAAGGAAGAAUGCCAAGACCAAAUAAUAGACUUAUCUUCAUGUCUUCCUUUUCUAAGUGAGCAGAGUAAGUUUCCAUCUCCAAUUUGUUGCAUUCGUCUUGCAGACAAGUAUGAUAAGGAGAAGAGGAGAUGUUUGUGUAUGGCCGUGAGAGACAGAAAUGAACCCUGUGGAACUUCUUAUUCCAAAGCCAAUUCAAGAACAAUUUCA
Molecule: messenger RNA, 3395 nt
Organism: Oldenlandia corymbosa var. corymbosa
Lineage: Eukaryota; Viridiplantae; Streptophyta; Magnoliopsida; Gentianales; Rubiaceae
Source: the annotation of a GenBank genome assembly